AUGACAUACCAGCAAGUUCACACAGAAGAAAGACCUUUUAACUGUUCAGUCUGUGGGAAGUCCUUUAAAAGGUCUGAGGAAUUGAUGUUGCAUCAACUCAUUCAUGCAGGUGAGAGGCUAUUUACCUGCUUUGAGUGUGGGAACGGAUUCUCUUGCACAUCCCACGUCACUAGACACCAUUUUGUUCACACCAAUCAGAGACCUUUUAAAUGCCUUGCCUGUGACAAGAGCUUUAAAAGUCGAAAUGAACUGCUGUCACACCAGCAUAAUCACACUGAGGAUAAACCAUUCACCUGCCCUUACUGUGGAAAGGGAUUCUGUUGUUCAUCCCACUUGCUAACACACCAGCUAAUUCACACUGGAGAGAGGCCAUUCAUCUGCUCGGUGUGCAGGAAGGGGUUCAUUCAGUCAUGCAACCUGCAGAGACACCAGCUUGCUCACAAUGUUGUUGGCAAGCUCAGCACUUGUUGCCCAUGA
Rhincodon typus (whale shark) is the source of this 477-nucleotide messenger RNA. RefSeq names its product gastrula zinc finger protein XlCGF71.1-like. NCBI's taxonomy places the organism in Eukaryota, Metazoa, Chordata, Chondrichthyes, Orectolobiformes, Rhincodontidae. Bases 1 to 477 code for a protein of 158 amino acids. The transcript has a single exon. The record is from RefSeq and is a predicted model, not a curated record.